Dentiscutata heterogama is the source of this 1185-nucleotide messenger RNA. The record is from the annotation of a GenBank genome assembly. Lineage: Eukaryota; Fungi; Glomeromycota; Glomeromycetes; Diversisporales; Gigasporaceae.
AUGCACUUACCAAACCAACAAUUAGUUCUUUUUAAUGCGCAUUCAAAUCCAAGUGAAAUUUUAUCAACAGCCAUGCAUAUAAAACUCAUGAGAUUCUUUAAAGAGCCUGGCACUGUUGAAAAAGAAGUGAAAACAAAUGUCACCUAUCCAACAUUCAAACAAGCUGCGCAACAAUUAGGUCUUUUAGAAAGUGACAAUGAAUGGUUUAACUGCUUAUCUGAAGCAAGCCUUUUUCAAAUGCCAUUACAGCUACGCCUCUUAUUUGCAACUAUAUUAGUUUAUUGCCAGCCAGCAGGUGUCAGAGAUUUGUGGGAUGCUUACUUGCUGGUUCUAACAGAAGAUUUCGUAUAUGCUGCACAACAGCUUGGCCAAAACGCCACACCAGAGGAUCCUUUAAUAAUAAGCCGUGCUUUACUUGAAAUUGAAGAUCAUAUUAGACAAUGUGGAAAGAGCCUUGAAGACUUUUCUGAAUUACCUGCCAUACAUUAUGAUUUACUGAAUUGUAAUAGACAAACACAGCUUUUUAUAGAAGAGACAACUUUUCUACAGGACAAAUUGCAGCAGAUUCUUGAAGGUCGGCUACAGGAACUAAUUAAUUACAUAUACAGUAACCUACAAACAAGAUGGAAUAAUCAUCAAUAUCUUUUGGAACAUGCAAUUUUGACAACCAAAAAUCAAGGAGUUGCUAAAAUCAAUAAUUUGAUCUUAUCUGAUUUUUCUGGUGAGGAAAAGACUUAUUGCUCUGCAGACUCUGUUGGGGAUGCUGAGAGUAUUAAUAAUAAUUUAUAUCCUCCAGAGUUUCUUAAUACACUUUUUCCAAAUAGUAUGCCUCCUCACAAAUUAAAUCUUAAAAAAAGUGUACCCAUUAUAUUACUUCGCAAUCUAAACGCAAAAAAAGAUUUGUGCAAUGGGACAUGCCUAAUCAUUCGAGACUUUCAACAACAUGUACUUGAUGCUGAAGUUGUUACAGGUUUAUGUCCAGGAUUACGUGUUUUCAUUCCACAUAUAGUUCUUGAGCCAUCUGAUACAGAACUUCCAUUCAAGCUCCGUCGACGUCAAUUUUCAAUUAAGUUGGCCUUUGCUUUAACAAUAAAUAAAGCACAGGGCCAAACUAUUCCAAACCUUAGGCUUUACCUUCCAGAGCCAGUAUUUACUCACGGACAAUUGUAUGUGGCUCUUUCCCGA